AUGGGAAGAGGAGAUUUCCAGGGAACAAUAGCGCCUCAGAAACUGAAAUCUGACAAGAGGAACUCGGGUUUCCUCCCCCCUGAACAGCAGCUGGGACCCGCUCCUCACACCCCCGGACCAGCGGAAAAGAUGAGAGGGACUCAGGGGCCCCCGGCUGCCCUCCUCCUGCUGCUGCUACUCCUGCUUCUGGGCUCCCGCGUGCCCUGCAGAGUCAUAUUUGGCCUCAGUUCAGGGGUAACCCUCCUCCCAGCACCAGGAGCUGCGGGGUCUCCAGGCUGCGGUCAGCCUCACUUGGCCAGGCGGAUCGUGGGCGGGCGGGAUGCCCACGAAGGGGAGUGGCCGUGGCAGGUCAGCCUGACCCACCAGAAGACUCACCUGUGCGGUGGCUCCCUCGUCUCCCGCCAAUGGGUGCUGACGGCAGCUCACUGCUUCUCCAGGCCGGUGCAGCUGUCGGAGUACCGAGUUCAUCUCGGGGAGUUCCAGCUGGCCCGGCCUUCCCGCCACGUCCUGGUCCUGCCCGUGCUGAGGAUCCUGCUCAAUGCCAACUUCACGGAGGUUGGUGGGCAGGGGGACAUCGCACUGGUGCAGUUACGCAGCCCUGUGCCACUCACCUCCUACGUCCAGCCCGUGUGUCUGCCCGCCCCUGGGACCCAUCUGCCCCCAGGGACUCUCUGCUGGGUCACUGGCUGGGGCAGCCUGUGGCAAGGAGUGCCGCUCCAAGGCUCCAGGCCCUUGCAGAGGGCCCAGGUUCCCCUGUUGGACAGACGGACCUGUGACCGGCUCUAUCACCUUGGCUCCAACAUCCCCCUCAGUGAGCCCAUCCUGCAGCCUGGAACCCUGUGUGCUGGCUACCCCCAAGGCGGCAAGGAUGCCUGCCAGGGCGAUUCUGGGGGGCCCCUGGUCUGCAUGCAGGAUGGACACUGGGUCCUCGUGGGGGUUGUGAGCUGGGGCAAGGGCUGUGCCCUGCCCAACCGCCCAGGCGUCUACACUAGCGUCGCUGACUAUGGACACUGGAUCCAGGCCCACAUGACCCCAUCAACCCUGAGGGUCCAGUCCACCUCAGGGGCAGGGAGCCUAGGGACCCUCUUCCCCUCCGUCCCCUUUUUCCUUCCCCUCUUGCUCCCCAGGCUUUGCCUGGCCCCCUAA
Molecule: messenger RNA, 1146 nt
Organism: Tachyglossus aculeatus (Australian echidna)
Lineage: Eukaryota; Metazoa; Chordata; Mammalia; Monotremata; Tachyglossidae
Product: serine protease 33-like
Exons: 8
Coding region: 1-1146 (381 amino acids)
Biological process (GO): proteolysis
Molecular function (GO): serine-type endopeptidase activity
Source: RefSeq, a predicted model, not a curated record